Molecule: messenger RNA, 1659 nt
Organism: Alternaria burnsii
Lineage: Eukaryota; Fungi; Ascomycota; Dothideomycetes; Pleosporales; Pleosporaceae
Product: gtp-binding protein obg
Exons: 1
Coding region: 1-1659 (552 amino acids)
Cellular component (GO): mitochondrion
Molecular function (GO): GTP binding; GTPase activity
Source: RefSeq, a predicted model, not a curated record
AUGUCGUUCGCUCGUCCGCAUAGCCUAAGCGGUACGCUGACGCCGUUCCUGUAUCCCGCCUUUCUCCAGGUGCCACUUGCCUCGGCUGCGCGCAGAUGUCCGCCUCGUAAACGAUUUCCGAUCCAGCUCAGACGCAACUCUACGUCUGCUGAGCAGCCCGGCGCUCACCCGAAUGCGCGACUAGACCCCGCAGCAGACGACUAUGCCCUUACGCCUUUUGCCGAUCGAUGCAUUUUGACUGUUGAAGCUGGUGGCGGCGGCCACGGUUGCGUCUCGUUCUUGCGCGAGAAAUAUAUUGAAGAAGGGCCUGCAAAUGGUGGCGACGGCGGUAGUGGAGGAAACAUCUACAUACAAGCAGUCCGUGGCGAGACAUCGCUACACAAGCUUGCUCGCCGGCGACAAAUCAAGGCUGGCAGAGGACGCAAUGGACAGGGCAAGGUCAAAGGUGGCGAGCGCGGGGCCGACGUCCUCAUCACGGUGCCAGUAGGGACCAUUGUGCGCGAGUUGCAGAGACAUGACCCGGUCGCGAUAAUGGAGGAAGAGCACUGGAAAAUGCAGCAAAACGAAGAUGCGGAAGAAUUGGAGGAGGGGCAGCCAAGCUAUAGAAGAGACCGAUGGCUGGUCUAUCCUGGGACUAUAGCCUCAGAACUGAGUAGGAUCAAGUUUCCUAAGCUGCCACCGCCACGACGAUCGCACCUUGCAGCCCUUGAACCACAAGCGCCCAUGUGGUUGGACUUGGACAAGCACAUGGAGACGCCUAUGUUGAUAGCAGCAGGAGCGAUGGGCGGCUUGGGUAAUCCACACUUUAUGACCCCCUUCAACAACAGGCCCAAGAUGGCCACGCGGGGAGACGAGGGCUUGAAGAUUUCACUGCAGUUGGAGCUGAAAAUUCUGGCCGACUUGGGACUGGUAGGGCUGCCCAAUGCCGGAAAGAGCACGCUUCUUCGAGCUUUGAGCAAUAGCCGUGCGCGAGUCGGCAACUGGGCCUUUACCACCCUUCAGCCAAACGUUGGUACUGUGGUUCUGGACAACCACAAAGGACGGCCACUUGUCAGAUCGCGCAGGCCAAAUGGAGAACUGCGCGAGAACUUUACCAUUGCAGACGUACCAGGGCUCAUCGAGGAUGCGCAUCUCGACAAAGGGCUUGGACUAGGCUUCUUGCGACACAUUGAACGUGCCGCAGUGCUCGCUUUCGUCAUCGACUUGUCUGCUGGUGACGCUGUGGCUGCUCUCAAGCUGCUCUGGCGAGAAGUAUCCGAGUACGAGACUCUACGCGGCAAGGAACUGAAUGCGGAGACGGAGCGUAGGACGGUGACAUACAGACCCGCUGGUGCCAGCACGCCCCCUAGCGACGCGUCUGAUCUCAUUGACACACCGCAUCUGGACCCGUCGCCAAAGCCUCUGCCCUUUCUGAGCACCACACCGAUCUCGUCGAAGCCUUGGUUUGUCGUCGCGACAAAGGCCGACUUGCCGGAUACGCAGGCUAACUUUGAGGCUCUUCGCGUAUAUUUGGCGGAUGUGAGCAAGGGCGCGCAACCUCAUCCUAGUAACCGCAAGCAUGCAUGGCGACGCAAUGUACAGGCUGUGCCGAUCAGCGCGAUACAGGGCGAAGGUGUACAAGUCAUUCCGCAGUUGGUGAUGGACUUGUUGGAGGAGUAG